Messenger RNA from Melanotaenia boesemani (Boeseman's rainbowfish), 4163 nucleotides. It is a transcript of the gene vps9d1, whose product is annotated as VPS9 domain containing 1. Gene Ontology annotation, biological process: vesicle-mediated transport. NCBI's taxonomy places the organism in Eukaryota, Metazoa, Chordata, Actinopteri, Atheriniformes, Melanotaeniidae. Gene Ontology annotation, molecular function: guanyl-nucleotide exchange factor activity; small GTPase binding. The transcript has 17 exons. The coding region runs from base 13 to 2088 and encodes 691 amino acids. Gene Ontology annotation, cellular component: endocytic vesicle; cytosol. The record is from RefSeq and is a predicted model, not a curated record.
CCCGGAUGUAACAUGGCUACAGCUGAUAGUGGAGUGAAACCCCUUCAAAAUGCCAUGAAAAUGGCCAAAGUUGCAAUACAGCUGGACGGAGGGAACAAACACAAGGAAGCUUACUGUGAAUACCUGAGAACCAUCAACUACAUAUCACAUGCACUUUUGGAGGAAGCUGGGCCUCAGAAGGAGAAGGAGAUGGUGGCGGUGGAAGUAGAGCGCAUGCUGAGGCUAGCGGAGCAGUGUUUGGAGCGAGCCAAGUCAUUUAUAGGAAAGAACUCUAACCCUCCUGACCUCUCCGCCUCCACCUCGUCUUCGGGUUUACCUGGCCUAUCAGAGCCCCAUCAGACCGCUGCCCUCCCCGCCGCCACUGCUGCAAAUACUACUGAUACUCAUGUUGAUACGCAGCACAAAGCGACCAGCCCGACAAAGACCGGCCACCGCAGGGUGUUGUCCGAUGGCGGCGGAGAACUCUCCCCUUUUCUGCCUCCCGAAGUCUUCCAGAGAUUACAAGCGGUGGCGUCACAGGACACAUGUAAAAAGGAGCUGACACCGAUUGAAGAAGCAUCACGUUUGAACCAGAAGUUGAAAGCAAACUAUGAAGCUCGUCUGGCAAGGCUCACGCCUGGUCAGGCCUACCAGAAAACAUCCUUAACCCUCUCUCUCCAGCGGCAGAUGAUGGAGAACCUCAUCAUAGCGAAAGCCAGGCAGGAUGCUCUGCAGCGGAAGAUGGAGGAGAGAAGAUUGAGGCUACAGGAAGAAGCCAACAGGAGAUUUGCAGCAUCUGGGGCAAUGACUCCAGAAGAGCAAGAGCAGCGUCUUCUCUACACCAACGUGUUAGAAUAUGAGCAAGACCACGACUGGCCCAAAGAGUGGAAAGCCAAAUUAAAGAGGAAUCCUGAUGCCACGGUAGUGUCAGAUUUGGUCUCCUAUCUCCUCAGUCGGUCUGACCAUCCAGUGGUGAAGCUGCUGAGGAAGCACCAGUACAGAAUUUACAACAGACUUUACCCCAUUGUGAGCAAAGGCCUCCCUCAGAGUCCUGCCAUGCCCCUUAGGCCAUCACGCAGCGUUCACAAUCUGCUUCAUCCAGACAGUUACAGGAAGCCAGUGAGGACUGCAGGUAGCAGCGUUGGUUGCCAGAGCUUCAGCACCGACUCCUCCCUUUCCCCGUCGCGCUCUCAUGAGCUCAACGCCAACUACGAUGAUGAGGAUGUGGAGGAGCCUCACACACAAGAGACAGUGGAUCGGGAGAACUCUUUUGAAGAUCUGGAGCAGUUCCUUUCCCAGCUGGAAUGGACUCCACCCCUUAGCGGCACAGAUGAGACCUCCUCAGAUUCUGAGCUGGCAUGUGAUCCAUCGCUGCAGUCGGACAGGGACGAGGGCCACAUCCAGGAGAUGGAGAUGAGAGCACUGAAAGAACACUUGAAGGCGAUUGUCAAAGAGAUCCAUAUCGCUAUUGAUCAACUUCUCUCGCUGUGUUUGCUGUCCUUCGAGUGUCUCAACACAGCCAGCUCUAAGGACUUGUGUCUCGCCAGCAUAGAGGAGGCCUUCUUCACGCCCCUAUGGAGCGCCCUGGUGGCUCUUUUCAGGAGGGUCCACGGAGAGAGGGAGCAGGCCUUUGAAAAAAGCAUCAGGCUGUACUGCAGUGCUUCUCCAGGAGAUGUCGGUGUUCCCCUGAAACUGUUUCCUCGGGACCCUGCUGCAUUGCAAGCCUCCUACCCCUAUGAAUCUGCAGUGCAUGAGCUUAAGCUUCUUGUUCAGGACUUCUGUCCACAGAGAAAGCUGGAAUGCAUAGUUAGGACAUUACGGCUGAUCUGUGCCUGUGCUGAGGAUUACAGGUGUCUUCAAGAAGUGGAUUCCACUCCCAGAACAGCGGCUAUCGGGGCCGAUGACCUCCUGCCCAUCCUGUCCUUCGUGGCUCUGCGGUGUCAGUGUCCCCAGCUGGUGUCGGAAUGUGCUGCUUUGGAGGAGUUCAUUCAUGAGGGUUACUUGAUCGGAGAGGAAGGCUACUGCCUGACCUCCCUGCAGAGUGCCUUGGCUUAUGUUGAGUCGCUGAACACGGGAGGAGCUCACCUUCCUUCAGACAAGCUCAUCUGAUAAGACUGACUGGUGGUGGACUGCUGCUCGACAUCCAGACGGUUAAUUUCCGGCUCCGCUGUGGAGAAGAAACGGCCAACCCUGCAGCUCCUGCAAGUUGAUGCAUGCUAUCGUGCACACUCACCUUUCACACUAGCUAAAGAGCUGUUUUUGCUGUUUCCUACUCCGGUGCCUGUGAGUUGAACCCUACAUGGACCCGAGCUUGACCAAGAACAGCUGGGAGCUUCCUGCUGAGCAUCUCUCGGACUCUGAUAUGGCUGAUAUCAGUACUGCUGGACUUUUCAACCCUGUUUCUUUUCCUCUUUUUCUGUUGUCUUUGAUUUCUCGACUGUUUGUGGCACUUUUCAUGUCAGCUAUCAAAGCAUGCCUGUCUGGAUAUGUUCUCUAUCUCGUGUACACGCCCCUGUACGAUGAUGGAUGUCUGGACAAGCCUCUGCAUCUUACAAACAGCUUCAUUCAGACACGAUUCUGCUGCUGGAGGAUGAAAUAUUCCCUCUGGUUUCUCAUCACUCUGGACAAGACUGGAAGGUGCAGGUUGGAGUCACCCACCUGGGCAGGUAAUAUUAAAAUCUCCUUGUCUGAAUGGGGGUAAAACCCUGCCGUGGGGAGAUGCAUCUGUUCCACAAACCAGCAGUUUUUCCUGUUCAGUAAAUAAAUGGGGUGUAAUGGAGCCGGGAUUCGUGCUGGUGCUCUGAUACUUGUCCAGCUUGGAGUUUCCAAAACCUCUGGAACUGAAAUCGGACUAAAGCAGAAAUCACCACAGAACGUAAAUCGUUUUCAUUUGUGCACUUUGUGUGUGGAGGGGAUGAGGGCUGGACGUGGGCUGGACGUGGGCUGGACGGGCGGUGGGCCGGGAAGGUCGGAGAACACUGGAAAACUGGAGGAGCACAGGAAUGACGUGAGUGCUGCUGCUGUAAAGUCUGCAUGGAGCAGCAGAUCAGGUGGAACUUACCGGAGGAAACGUUUGCACUUUGCUAGUCUGCAGCACUUUCUAGUGUCUGCUUGUGAACUAGAUUACAAGCCAAAGGGACCAAAGGUGCAUCGACCUUAUUUUUCAGUUCAGUAUGCAGCAGUCGAACUUGUUUUUCUCUCGUAUCCACUUGCAUACAUUUUUUCUGCUUUUUUUUUAUUUACUUUGAAUAAUCUUUUUCGAGUUAACAGCUCAUGUCAUUCCUCCCCUCUGACCUCUACGGCUACGUUAGCGUAGCAUGCUAACCUUCGUGGUUUAACGAGUCGACCAAGCGGCGCUGAAACUUUCAGGUGUAAAAAUGAGUCUUUUUUUAUGCUUUUCUGUGCUUCAGUUUUAAACACAAACAUUGAAAUGGGUGUUAACUUGAAGAGCUCAUGUUAUCUUUUUUUUUUUUUUUUAAGCCCACCACCUGCAAAUUCAGGAAUUCUGGAGGUUAAUGUUCGUAUUUCCAGUCUGUUCCCGCCCAGUCGGCUACUGGUUUCCACUGAUAGCCUGCAGACUGCUGCAGCAUGUCGCGUGUUAAAGCGUUUCCCACAGCAGUGAGUUUGUAGUUUCUUCUGGAGCAAAGUGGGUUAUCUAAUGCUGGAAGCAAGUUUAGCUGGUGGGAAUCGAACUCCUGGACUAAAAUAAGAUGAAACCCAGACGUCCUCAGGAACCAGAGUGAGUUGGUUAACAAACUCAGAUGUGCAGAAAUGUUGAUUUAAUGUGUUUUAAAGACAAACCGGAAGCAGUCCAAUCACACAGAAAACCUUUUCAUUUUUAUUUGUUUUGUAUGUUUGAAUUCACUAUUUAAGAUGCAUAUUUUUAUUUUCUAUAGGUUGUAAAAAGAUGUCUUAAAAACUUUUUGGAACUGUUUUCUAUUAUCUGCAUUGUGUGAAGUAUAUUCAUGUCUUUAUAAAGGAUGGAAUGAAAAUGGAAGGAAACUGAUCAUUGUGAGCCAUUAUGUUCAUGAACAUGAUUUAUUGUACAUUUGCUCCAGAAAAAUGAAUGUCAUUUUAUUAUUAAACUGUCCAGCGAAUGCUUGAAAAUUAUAAAUUUUGAGAGGCGAGUCAAUAAAGAGAAGACAAAUGUUUAAAUGAAAUUAAAGGUCUGUGGAACUGAUUUU